Messenger RNA from Thamnophis sirtalis, 530 nucleotides. The record is from RefSeq and is a predicted model, not a curated record. NCBI's taxonomy places the organism in Eukaryota, Metazoa, Chordata, Lepidosauria, Squamata, Natricidae.
AUGGUGAAUACAGCACAUUGAAUACCAUGGGUUCUAAUGGCAUUUCUCUUCUGAAGUUAUGAUAACCAAAAGGUUCAGUAGGGCUUGGUGAACCAUUGUUGAUAAUGAGAGAUUUGUUAAGACAGAUUGGUGCAAUUUCUGAUCAGAUACUCUCUUCUGUUUAGCAGGUCCAGGGUCACAUGCCUCCUCUCAUGAUCCCAAUUUUUCCACACGACCAGCGGACAUUGGCAGCGGCUGCAGCAGCCCAGCAGGGAUUUCUUUUCCCCCCAGGAAUAACUUAUAAACCCGGUGAUAACUAUCCUGUGCAGUUCAUUCCAUCAACAAUGGCAGCUGCUGCUGCUUCUGGACUCAGCCCUUUACAGCUCCAGCAACUCUAUGCCGCUCAGUUGGCCAGCAUGCAAGUAUCGCCUGGCACCAAGAUGCCUUCCACGCCUCAGCCGCCAAAUACCACAGGGACGCUCUCACCAACUGGGAUGAAAAACGAGAAGAGAGGGACCAGCCCUGUAACUCAAAUUAAGGUAUUGAUUUAG